Messenger RNA from Phaeoacremonium minimum UCRPA7, 1524 nucleotides. RefSeq names its product putative gut esterase 1 protein. The coding region runs from base 1 to 1524 and encodes 507 amino acids. The record is from RefSeq and is a predicted model, not a curated record. Lineage: Eukaryota; Fungi; Ascomycota; Sordariomycetes; Togniniales; Togniniaceae. The transcript is spliced from 3 exons.
AUGCGGUCUUGGUUCUCACAGGUGAUUGUCGCCGGGCUUGGUGCCACCUUGACUGUAGGUUCUCCAUGCACUGGCUGUGACACAUCAAAAUACCUCACGGUGAACACAUCCAAUGGGCCGGUAACGGGCCACCUCGCGAACAAUUCCAAUUGUGUGGUUGAAUACCUCGGCAUUCCGUAUGUGAAGCCUCCCGUGGGCGACUUGCGUUUUGCGCCGCCUGAGAGAUUUGUUGCGACGGAGCCUUCUGAAGCUGCAAGUUUUGGAUUCGACUGCCCGCUGUCGCCAUCUAAGCAGGUCGAUUAUCCCGGCUUUACUCCGCAAGCACAGCGCAUCAUUUCCUACUUCGCAUCUGGAGCAGCAACUCCCCAGAGUGAGGAUUGCUUAACGCUCAAUAUUUGGUCCAAGGCGGCUAGCAGCUCCGACAAAGCGGCAAAGCCAGUUGUAGUUUUCUUCUACGGUGGACGUUUUACAAUUGGCAAUACCGAUAGCCCGUUCUACAAUGGCAAAUAUUUUGCGGCUGCACAAGACGUAGUUGUGGUUACAGUCAACUAUCGCCUCAAUAUUUUCGGCUUCCCCGGUGCUCCUGGUCAAAUACAAAACCUAGGCCUCCGUGAUCAACGUGCUGCAGUCGAGUGGGUUCGCGACAACAUCUCACGCUUCGGCGGCAACCCUUUCAAAAUCACCAUUGCUGGCCAGUCCUCUGGCGGUGUGUCGGUUGACUAUUGGACUUAUGCCUACCAACAAGACCCCAUUGUCAAUGGCAUCAUUGCUCCUUCAGGCAACGCAUUCAGCUUUCCGGUCAAUGCUGAAGACGUUCCGGAGAAGAACUGGAACACUGUCGUCACAGCUGUCAACUGCACCAAUGCUACGGAUGUUAUGGCUUGCAUGCGUCAGGUCGACUGGCAGUCGAUAAAAACGGCUGCGGCCAGUGUGAAGCCAACAUCCAGCACCAGUGUCCUUCGCUCAAUUCCUGCUUUCUACCCUAUUCCCGACGAUGAGAUCGUAUAUUCGGACUAUGUUAAUCGGACAGCCGCAGGCAGCUUCGCCAAAGUCCCUAUAUUCCUCGGACAUAACAACAACGAGGAUGGUUAUUAUCGCAUUCCUGCUUACGGUAACGGUGUCAUACCAACAGACGCCCAAGUAACGGCUUUCCUUCUCGAGUCAUUCACCUGUCCUGUGUCCUAUCAAGCUGAAGCUCGCCGUGUCCAUGGUGUGCCGUCAUAUGCUUGGCGAUAUAUGGCAGACUGGAACAACACCCGUCUGUACCCUACGAGCGGUGCAUAUCACGGCGUGGACCUACACAUGAUAUUCGGCGCAUCUGCCGAUGUUAGUGGCUUGCCUACAGAGCCGGACCAACGCAUCUUAACUGAGAAGAUGCAGAAGGCGUGGUUCGCUUUCAGUGAUGAUCCCGUUUCAGGCUUGGGUGAGAACAAUGAGCCUGAGGUGAAGUUCGUCAAGCCUUCCGAAUACGAUUCGCCAUGCUCGACCAUUACAAUGGGGGCUCUGGGGACUUCUUCCGCGUAA